Molecule: messenger RNA, 741 nt
Organism: Pundamilia nyererei
Lineage: Eukaryota; Metazoa; Chordata; Actinopteri; Cichliformes; Cichlidae
Source: RefSeq, a predicted model, not a curated record
AUGGAUCAGAUCUUCACCUGCAUCCUAUUCCUGAUGGGAUUGUUUGGAACUUUUACAAAGUACAUUCACGUUAAUGACAAAAUGAAUUGGCUUGAAGCUCAGACUUACUGUCGGCAGCACUACACAGACCUGGCCCCUGUCAGUAACGACAAGGAUGCCAACAAACUUCAGCAGCUCUCCAGCAAUGUCAAUUACUUUAUCUGGAUAGGACUUGUGAGAAAUUGCUCAAACAGAACACAAUGGCUGUGGUCAGGAGGUGGAGCAGUAUCCAGAAUUUCCUGGAAACCAGGUGAACCUAACGACUUUAAAGGGAAUGAAGAUGGUGGCUGUGUGUGGAAUAAAAUGUGGAAUGAUGAAAAACUACAGAAUAAAAAAACCUUCUUCUGUUACGGUGCCAUUGUGGUGAAGGAGAAAAAGACUUGGGAGGAAGCUCUGGAGUACUGCAGGGAGCACCAUGAUGACCUGGCCAGUGUGGCAUCUGAGACUGAGAUGCUGCUGAUCCAGAAAGAGUUGAGCAAACAUAACACCACUGAUCACAUCUGGAUUGGCUUGCGUUUCCUGGCUCGGGACUGGCUGUGGGUCGAUGGGCAGGAGAUGGACUACGAGGCCUGGGGUCAACAGAGAAAACCAUCAUGUCCACAUGCUAAGAUUAAGUGUGGAGCCUUGAAGGUGACAGAAGGGAGUAAGGCUGUUUGGGACGCUCAUGACUGUGAGGAGAGACUACAUUUUAUUUGCUACUGA